Messenger RNA from Acyrthosiphon pisum (pea aphid), 2523 nucleotides. RefSeq lists its product as uncharacterized. The record is from RefSeq and is a predicted model, not a curated record. The coding region runs from base 1 to 2523 and encodes 840 amino acids. The transcript has a single exon. Gene Ontology annotation, biological process: DNA integration. Lineage: Eukaryota; Metazoa; Arthropoda; Insecta; Hemiptera; Aphididae. Gene Ontology annotation, molecular function: nucleic acid binding.
AUGCAAUAUGGAUUUCCACUCCGAAAGUGGUGUUCAAGCUCCCGCCAACUUAUUGAUCUCAUACCACAACAACAAGGCGACAGCAAUUUUCUCAUAAACAUGAGCGAGGAUGACACAAUAGGGACAUUGGGCCUUCUAUGGCAACCAGCAUCAGACAAUUUUCUAUUUCUAGUUGAACAAUGGUGUCCAGUAGCCAGAAUGACAAAACGAUCUCUCUUAUCUGACAUUAGUAAGGUGUUUGAUCCAAUUGGUUUGUUGUCUCCCGUGUUAAUCAGAGGAAAAAUUUUCUUGCAGCAAUUGUGGUCAUUAAAAAUCAGCUGGGAUGAGGUGCUUUCUGAAGAUUUACAAAAUCGUUGGACAAAAUUUUAUACUAGUUUGCAGUACUUAAAUCAGGUGAUCGUUCCAAGAAAGGUCAUGAUGUCUCCUUCGUCAAACAUUCAGCUCCAUGCCUUUAGUGAUGCUUCCCAAGAAGCAUUCGGAGCUUGCGUUUAUAUGCGUUCAAUGAAAUCUGAUGGCAGUGUUGACGUUCGAUUAUACACCUCAAAGUCCAGAGUAGCCCCUAUGAAACCAUCAACUAUUCCGAGAUUGGAAUUAUGCGGAGCACUAUUAGCAGCAGAACUCGCCAAUGACACAUUAGCUGAACUCAAAGCGCUAAAUGUCAAUGUGCCACCAAACGAUGUAUACCUAUGGUCAGACUCUUCUAUAGUAAUUGCUUGGAUACAGAGCCAGUCUCUAUUUUCGGCUUAUAUAUCAAACAGGCUUGCUCGAAUCCUUGACGUUUCUUCUCCUGACCAGUGGCAUCACGUGCCUACGAAGGAAAACCCAGCAGACUUAAUUUCUCGGGGGAUUGAUGCCGCAUCCAUUUCACAGUCGAAAUUGUGGUGGCAUGGACCCUAUUGGCUGAUGCAAGGAAAAGGCAGGUGGCCUAACAGCUAUAAAACACCAGAUACCCUUCCUGAAGUUCGUGCAGUAAAGCUGGUACUCACAGCAUCAAGUACACCUGCACCUUGGUUGUUAGAGAAAUACUCAAGUUGGUCAACAUUGCUUAGAAUUACAGCUUUAGUACAGCGCUUUAUCAAUAAUUGCAAAUUUUCGUUUUUAAAUAAACGCGAUAGACGUACAGUUGGCUUUUUAACCAUCACAGAAAUUGCAGAUGCUGAACGAUUCUGGGUGACUAAUGCUCAAAUCAGCGCAUUCGAUGAUGAGUUGUCUUCUUUAAAGGCAGGCAAGCUGGUACGUCGUUGUAGUCCACUAUUCAGACUAAGUCCAUUUAUCGAUGAUCAUGGAGUGAUAAGAGUAGGUGGUCGCCUGGUGAACUCACCCAUAAGUUAUGACUCAAAGCAUCCAAUGGUAUUGCCUUCAAAAGGCAUGGUAACCAAGAUGAUCUUCAUUUAUGAGCAUCGUCGCUUAAUGCAUGCUGGCCCUCAGGCAUUACUUGCUCAUGUGUCACGGAAGUACUGGCCUCUUAGAGGAAGAGAAAUCGCUAGAAAAACAUUCCAUCAUUGUUUACAAUGUUUCCGCACAAAGCCGACAUUCCUCUCGCCAGUGAUGGCCCCGUUACCACGUGAAAGAGUCACCAUUAGUCGGGCAUUCUCGAAAACAGGAGUGGACUAUUGUGGCCCCAUCAUGGUGAGAAGUGGACUCAGAAGGAUCACACCAACAAAAAGUUACAUAUGCGUGUUUGUAUGUAUGGUAACAAGAGCAAUACAUUUAGAAUUGGUUUCCUCAUUAACAACAGAAGACUUUCUGGCCACACUCUCCCGUUUCAUGGCUCGGCGAGGACAAAUUUCAGUGCUGUAUAGUGACAAUGGCAAAAAUUUUGUUGGUGCUGAUCGAGCAUUGCAAUCUCAAUUUAAAGCACAUAAAAAAGACAAAGCUGUAAAUGACUACUUAAGCAUUAACGCUAUCCAGUGGAAAUUCAUACCAGCAGCAGCGCCUCACUUCGGAGGCCUGUGGGAAGCGGCAGUCCAAUCAGCAAAGCGGCAUUUAUAUCGAGUAUCAAAGGGAGUGUUAUUAACCUAUGACGAAACCGCGACGUUACUUUGCAAGGUAGAGGCCGCAUUAAACUCAAGGCCCUUGACACCUAUGUCGUCAGAUCCUGGUGAUUUAAACGUAUUAACACCUGGGCAUUUUCUGGUCGGUGGCCCUUUAAUGUUGCCUCCUGAACCUGACCACUCGACAGUUCCUCAAAACCGAUUGCGCAGAUUCAAGCUUAUGCAAGCACAAUUUCAAAUAUUUUGGAAGCGAUGGCUGUCAGAGUACCUGCCCCAAUGUCAAAGGAAGGGAAAAUGGCUAAAAAGAACUCGAAGUGCUGUGGUCGGCGACAUUGCAAUAUUAAAAAACGAAUUGUUACCACCGUUACAAUGGCCUCUGGUCCGGAUAACAGAGAUUCAUCCAGGGCGAGACGGUAUUGUUAGAGCAGUCACUGUGCGCAACUCUGCGGGUCAAUUAUUCAGCCGUCCAGUGGUGAAGCUGGCAUUUCUACCAACACCUGAAGAUGAGGAUCAGGAUACAGCUGCCUAA